AUGGCGCUCGACAACUUCUACCGGAACAAAAUCGAAUCGUUAAAGCUUGAGAUCAUCCAAGGCCAAGCUGUCCUCCGUCGAUUAGAAGCACAACGAAAUGAUUACAACUCAAGAGUACGGCUACUGCGGGAAGAGCUGGGUCUUCUACAACAGCCUGGGUCCUAUGUCGGCGAGGUGGUGAAAGUUAUGAGCACAAAGAAGGUCCUGGUCAAAGUACACCCUGAAGGCAAAUAUGUCGUCGACAUUGCGGACAGCGUCGACAUCAGCAAAUUGACCGUCGGCAAGCGUGUGUCCCUCCUUUCCGACUCCUACAAACUCGAGAAGAUGCUGCCCUCCUCAGUCGAUCCCUUGGUCUCUCUCAUGAUGGUCGAAAAGGUCCCAGACAGUACAUAUGACAUGAUCGGAGGGCUGGACCAACAAAUCAAAGAGAUCAAGGAGGUCAUUGAACUUGGUCUCAACCACCCCGAACUCUUCGAAUCUCUGGGUAUCGCCCAACCCAAAGGCGUCCUACUCUACGGCCCCCCUGGAACAGGCAAGACUCUCCUGGCUCGUGCUGUGGCUCACCAUGCCGAUUGCAAGUUUAUCAGAGUCUCUGGUUCAGAACUGGUGCAAAAAUACAUUGGCGAAGGCAGCCGAAUGGUUCGAGAGCUCUUUGUGAUGGCAAGAGAACAUGCGCCCAGUAUCAUUUUCAUGGACGAAAUCGACAGCAUAGGCUCCAGCCGUGUGGAAGGAAGUAGUGGUGGAGAUUCCGAAGUGCAGCGAACCAUGUUGGAACUCCUGAAUCAAUUAGACGGCUUCGAACCUACCAAGAACAUCAAAGUUAUCAUGGCAACGAAUCGACUGGACAUCUUAGAUCCCGCCCUUCUCCGACCAGGUCGAAUUGACCGCAAGAUUGAAUUCCCUCCGCCGAGCGUCGAGGCACGAGCAGACAUUUUGAGAAUCCACUCUCGCAGCAUGAAUUUGACCCGGGGGAUCGAUUUGAAGAAGAUUGCCGAAAAGAUGAAUGGUUGUUCCGGUGCAGAACUGAAGGGGGUGUGCACAGAAGCGGGCAUGUUUGCAUUGCGGGAGCGACGUGUGCAUGUCACCCAAGAAGACUUUGAUCUGGCCACUGCAAAGGUGUUGAACAAACACGAUGACAAGGAAGUCUCUUUGGGCAAACUCUGGAAGUAG
Molecule: messenger RNA, 1170 nt
Organism: Capronia epimyces CBS 606.96
Lineage: Eukaryota; Fungi; Ascomycota; Eurotiomycetes; Chaetothyriales; Herpotrichiellaceae
Product: 26S protease regulatory subunit 8
Exons: 2
Coding region: 1-1170 (389 amino acids)
Biological process (GO): proteasome-mediated ubiquitin-dependent protein catabolic process
Cellular component (GO): proteasome regulatory particle, base subcomplex
Molecular function (GO): ATP binding; proteasome-activating activity; ATP hydrolysis activity
Source: RefSeq, a predicted model, not a curated record